AUGAGUUACUCAUUUGAUGAAAUAGAAUCUCCAUACACCAAGCGUUACGAUAAUUCGAAAAAAAUUAUUAAUCGUUAUGGCUAUCAAAAAUCUAAAUUAUUUUUAUUCCUUCCUCUUGUUGAUGUUAUUCUUGGAGCAGAUUUUUUUAUGAUAUCUCCCAUUGUAGCUGGUUUUAUUCAGUCUCCACAAUAUCCAAAUCCUUAUCCUGCAGGGCUGGAAUGUAUUUGGAGUUUAACAGCUUCACCGAACUUCACAGUUAUAGCCAAAAUUUAUGAUUUCGAUGUCAAACCUCGUGUAGAAGGAAUUUGUUCAGAUUAUCUUCGAUUCUCAGCCGGUGUAGAACCUUUAUCACAAAAUGUCUCCAUUUAUUGUGGACAAACUUAUCCCAAUUCAAUCCAUUUCAACACACGAAACUUGUACGUUGAAUUCUCUACUCCAAUUGCAGUAAAUGUUAGUGGUUAUCAUGGAUUUCGACUGGGAUAUUCGUUAUAUAUCCAGAGUAGAUUGGUCAACUUUUCGUAUAUAGAAAGCUCGAGCCCAUUUCGAACUCUAUCUCUAAAUAAUGCCAAUGUACCAGCUUCUAGACGCUAUCCAAUUCAAAUCACAUGCGGCUAUACCGGAAUGCCCGUCUUAACAGGCACUAAUUUUACUUGGUUUAAUAAUAACCAACAGUUAGGCACGAUAUCUGCAAAUUCAUCCACUAUUACCUCAGUCGGAGGAUUUACACUAAAUUUAAAUUCAGAUAAUGUAUCGACGACACUAACGAUAUUCAAGGAAACUUCAUUAAAUGUCUACAGCAAUUAUAGAUGCAAUAUUACUACCGUAGCCCAAACAAUUUCCAUACAAGGUAAUUUAAUCAAGAUAUCAGACUAUCAACUACAGGUUCUAGGAGAAAAUAGUAUUUUGGAAGGCCAGACGAUGCAAUUAGAAUGUACGGUAAUAUAUACCCUGGGUAAUGCAAGUGGAUGGGAAACAUUUACGUGGCUUCUCGAUAAUUCUCCGUUAACAAAUCAAGAAGCCAACAUUCAGAUCAUCAGUAAUGCUACCAUAUCAACGCUGAUCCUAGUCAAUAUAACUCAAUCAACAUUUAAUACCAGCAAGCCCGUUUUCACUUGUUCUUACGAUGGAGACAACGGCAUAAAAUCUCAAAAUCAUACGGUAGAAAUUUUGCAAGCCCCUGCGGCCCCUAAAACUUUGGAUCUAUUGGAAACUCUACUUCCAUUUCAGACCGUUAUUCCUUCGGGUGUAGUGGAAACAUCUAAUGGUCCAUGGCAAACUCUAAUUUUAAUUCAGUCUAGUGCUUCAUCGAAAAUGGCAGAUACACUAGUAUCUGAAGCUCCACUUGCAUCGCCAACUAUAGUUCCAGUCCAAUCUAUCGAUCAAUCACAAAUUUCUAAAUCAUUGGUCGUUCCAAUUCGACCGAUCAUUCCAUCGGAAGUCGAACCGGAAUUUCCAAUUCGACCGAUCAUUCCAUCGGAAAUCGAACCGGAAUUUCCAUUUCCAACUAUCAUUCGAUCGGAAACUGCGCCGCCAUCACAAGCUUCAGUACCAGUAAUACCUGCAAGUCGGAAUCCUUCUCAGACUCCUGUUCUAUCAGAGUCUACAAAGCCAUCUGAAGUUCUAUCGGAAACUUUAACUCCAUUUCCAACAAUUAGUCCAUCCCAGGUUAUUUUACCAUCUGAAACCAAACUUUCAAUAGAAAGUAUAUCUAUAACUACGGCUCCAUCCGAGCCUUUGGUCCCACCUGGAACCUUUGUACCAUCUCAGGCCCUUCUUUCAUCGCAAACUCCAUUUCUUUCUGAGAUUCUGCUACCUUCUAUAACGCUGUCACGGUCGGAAAAUUCGGUCUUUUCUGAGACUCUAAUUCCAUCUCAAACGGUAUCCUCUCCGGAAGGAUUAGUUUCUUCUAAAAAUUUAUUUCCUUCCGAAACAAUUAUUCUAUCCAGUGCCUUUGCUUUAUCUCAAAGUUCAGUUUUAUCCGCAUCGUCAGCAAAAUCUCGAACUACAGCUUUAUCCCAAUCUUCCACUUCGACUCAAAGCCUAGUUUCUUCUCUGUCCUCAACUUCCUCUCGAUCUUCAAUAUCAUCAACUAUUACAACUUCAUCGCGAUAUUCCAAUACGUUGCAGUCUAUAUUACCUUCCGAAGGUUCAGUUGCAUCUCAAUUAUUAGUCUCAUCAAAUGCAGUAGAUCAACUUCAAACUUUAUCUCAAACUCCGGUUGUAUUUCCGUCUCCAAUUCCAUCCCAAGUUCCAGUAACAUCUCAAGCUGCACCUCCAUCUCCAACUUCAGUUCUAUCUUUGCUUACGAUUCCAUCUCAAGUUCCAGCUACAUCUCCAGCUGCUCCUUCAUCUCAAACUCCAACUGUAUCUAUAUCUUUGACUCCAUCUCAAAUUCCGAUUACACCUCCUGUUCCAUCUCCAUCUCUGGCACCAGCACCAUCUAGUAAUAGGACAUGCCCAAGUGAAUUAGCAAAUGGAUACCUUUGGCCAGAAACAUCUAUUGGUAUGGUGGCAUUGGUUUCAUGCCAACAAUCUACCAUCGGAAACGCUAGCCGUGCAUGCAUUUUCGUUGAGGCUGAAAAUAGGUCUAGAUGGGAUCAAGUAUCUACUAAUCAGUGCCCUAGUCAGAGCUUCAUUUCUUUGCAACAAGAGGCAUCAUUAUUAAACGAUAGCAGUAAUAACAUAACCGACAUAUUAAGUAAAUUACAAAAUAUCACUGAAACGCCAGCUAAUAAAAGCCUAAGUGUUGGUGAUAUCUUGGUAGCGAAUUCGAUCUUGGAUACAGUGGCUAACGUUAGCAAAAAUCAAACAGUUUCUGUCAGGGAUCUUUAUGAAUUUGUUCGGACAGGAAGCAAUUUAAUCGAUUUAAAAAAUCGAAAUCAGUGGAAUAUUAUACAACAGACGAGACCAGGAACAACAGAAUUGAGUCGAAACUUGGACCAAUUUAGUAGCCAAGUCAGCGUUAAUCCUAACCAAACCAUAAUUGUAGCAGCCAAUAAUAUUGUCAUGGAGGUUUAUGGUUUUAGCCCACAACUGAACCGAAAUUAUCAAUUUCCCGAUAGAGUUUUUAGUCUGGCUAAUUCACCAUCGAACGACAUUAUUUUCCAGACCAAUAAUUCACAGAAUUGGUUAAGAGGCAAUAAAAUCAAACUACCAGCCUCUACAUUUCAAAGCUAUAAUACAAAUAUUAAGGUGGUCAGUUUCAUGUACAGAACGUUAAGUGAGCUCUUGCCUGAUGAGAUUGAUCAAAGUAUAAGUGCAUCUUCAAGAAAUUGGAUUCCGCAAACAUUGGUAAUUUCUACCUCUCUUUAUCCGCCCCUUACCGCAGCAUUAUUAGAACCACUUGAAUAUAUAUUGGAAAAACUAUCGAAUGAAACGCUAAUAUACAAUCAACAAUUAUACGCAGUUUCUAACAAUUUUAACUGUUCAUUCUGGAAUUAUUCUAUAAGAACUAUCCAUAGUGGGGCUUGGUCAAAUCAAGGAUGUCGUAGUAAAUCCUUCAAUUCUACUCAUAUUGUCUGCCAGUGUGAUCAUUUAACUAAUUUCGCUGUAUUAAUACGUCUAUCGGAAAGAAACCUUAGUGCGCCUAUCCAACUUUCUCUUGAAAUAAUAACUUAUGUUGGCUGCGGCCUUUCAGUGGCUGGAUUAUCUGUUACUAUUGCUGUUUACGUCUUUUUAUGGAAAUUUUUGAAAAAUGCAACGCAUAAAAUACAUUUAAACCUAUUUAUUUGGCUCUUACUCUCCAAUCUGAUAUUAAUGUUCGUCGACUUAGCAAAAAAUGUCAAGCCAUUGUGCGCUGCUUUUGCUUGCUUAUUACAUUUUACGCUCUUAACCACUUUCUCUUGGAUGCUAAUUGAGGGCAUUCACAUCUACUUUAUCUUGGUAAAAGUUUUCGACGUCCGUGAAAAAUUUCGUUAUUAUCACGCAGCAUCCAUAGGCUUUUCAGCUAUAGUUGCAAUUCUUACUGCGGCUAUUACUAGUGGCGUUAGAGGAGUAGAAUUUUAUUUAAGCUCGCAAGGUUGCUGGUUAUCAGCUCAAAAUUGGGUUAUUCUUGCAUUCAUCAUUCCAUUUAUAAUUAUUUUUGUGGCCAAUGUAAUAUUUUGUGGUUUGGCCAUCCAUACCAUGCUCCAUACGAAAAAAGUCGCAGAGGAAGCUAAAGAUUUACAAAAAGCCAGAAUUGCUUUACGAGGUCUAAUUAUUCUAACGCCAAUUCUUGGCUUAACUUGGUCUUUCGGUUGCGCUCUCAUGGUUUCUGACAGCGUUGUACUUCAAUAUUUAUUUGCUAUUACUAACUCAAUUCAGGGUGUCUAUAUCUUUUUCACUCACUGCCUUUUAAGCAAAAAGAUCAAAGAAGCCUACAAUAAAUCGAAAAGAAAAGGAAGGAGGUUCAUGCUCAGUAAGAAAAAAAUCAGCCAUAAAAAAUAUAACGCCCAAGAAUCUUCACAUUCACAAUCAAGGCCUAGCUUUAGUUCUUGCUUAUUAUCUGGUGAACAAUUACGAGACGUAAAUACUUUAAUUUAG
Messenger RNA from Trichoplax adhaerens, 4521 nucleotides. RefSeq lists its product as uncharacterized. Gene Ontology annotation, molecular function: G protein-coupled receptor activity. The record is from RefSeq and is a predicted model, not a curated record. The coding region runs from base 1 to 4521 and encodes 1506 amino acids. Lineage: Eukaryota; Metazoa; Placozoa; Uniplacotomia; Trichoplacea; Trichoplacidae. The transcript has 25 exons. Gene Ontology annotation, cellular component: membrane. Gene Ontology annotation, biological process: adenylate cyclase-activating G protein-coupled receptor signaling pathway; cell surface receptor signaling pathway.